GCUGAGGAGAAGUACAAGAUCUGGAUGAGGCACCGCUACAACGACUGCGUGGGCUGCUUGGCGGAGCUGAUGGGCCACGAGUCCUUCCAGGUCAAGGAAAUGGCACUCUGCACCCUUAUGAAGUUUGUUGAGUUGGAGGCACAAUAUCCAUUGAUCAAAGUAGAGUGGAAGGGGACUUUAACUUUUCCUCGUGAACUUCUUAAGGUAGUUGUUGAUGGCUUACUUCCCAUAAAUGAGGACGCUUCGCUCCUGAUUUCUCGAUUUCAAGAAUAUAUGGAGUAUGAUGACAUUCGGUACUUUGUCAUAAAGGCAGUCACUGAGAGUAUCGGACAAGUCAUGCAGAAGACAAAAGAGAGGCCACUGCCAUUUUAUCAGCAGAACGUAUUUUCCCUCAUUUCACCCGUUAACAUGCCGAACAAAGAGAGUGACAUGGUCAAAUUUAUGGUGAAGCAAGAUAACUGGGAGGAGUUGAAAGUGUCAAAGCUACAGGCGCACAAGCAGGCAUUUGAAAAAAUGUGGCUCAGUUUUUUGAAGCACAAGCUGCCCACUGGCCUUUACAAAAAAGUUCUUGUCAUUCUGCAUGACUCCAUCCUGCCUUAUAUGAACGAGCCCACUCUCAUGAUGGACUUCUUGACAGUGGCCUAUGGCAUAGGUGGAGCAAUCAGUCUUCUAGCCUUAAAUGGAUUAUUUAUUCUGAUUCAUGAGCAUAACCUGGAAUAUCCUGACUUUUACAAAAAGCUGUAUAGUCUCUUAGACCCUUCUAUAUAUCACGUGAAGUACCGAGGCCGCUUUUUCCAUUUGGCUGACCUGUUUUUGUCUUCAUCUCACUUGCCAGCGUACCUGGUGGCAGCAUUUAUAAAGCGCCUCUCCCGGCUGGCCCUGACUGCUCCUCCCGAGGCUCUACUCAUGGUCAUUCCCUUCAUCUGCAAUCUCUUUCGGAGGCACCCCGCCUGCAAAGUGCUCAUACACCGACCUAAUGGGCCAGAAGAUAUGUCAGAAGAUCCAUAUAUUAUGGAGGAGGAGGAGCCAUCUAAAAGCAAGGCUUUGGAGAGCUGUCUCUGGGAGAUUCAGUCUCUACAAAACCAUUAUCACCCAGAUGUGGCCAAGACCGCUGCUAUCCUGAACCAGUCACUGUCGGAAAUAGAGGACGACAUAUCAGGGCUCCUGGAGCUCUCGGCUUACGAGCUUUUUGAUAAAGAAGUAAAGAAAAAGGCUGGUGAUGUGCCCCUGGAGUUUGAGCAAAUACGAGGUUUGUUUGGGAAGAAAAAUGAUAUUUUUGCAGAGCACUUCGCUUUAGAUUGACACCGUCUCUUAUAAACACAUCUGUGCAACUGACUGAUCUUAGGGACAUGCACAAAGCUCACAUGUUGUGCUGGGUAAUUCUGCCCUUGAAGUAUCUCCAUGUGAUGAGAGCUGGACUGCUUGAGAAACGUGCCACCUUCUUCAGUGACCUUUGCCACUACCC
Molecule: messenger RNA, 1465 nt
Organism: Pterocles gutturalis (yellow-throated sandgrouse)
Lineage: Eukaryota; Metazoa; Chordata; Aves; Pterocliformes; Pteroclidae
Gene: NOC4L
Product: nucleolar complex associated 4 homolog (S. cerevisiae)
Exons: 13
Coding region: 25-1302 (425 amino acids)
Biological process (GO): ribosome biogenesis
Cellular component (GO): Noc4p-Nop14p complex; nucleolus; small-subunit processome
Source: RefSeq, a predicted model, not a curated record